Scleropages formosus (Asian bonytongue) is the source of this 1147-nucleotide messenger RNA. Its product is annotated as histamine H2 receptor-like. Gene Ontology annotation, molecular function: G protein-coupled serotonin receptor activity; neurotransmitter receptor activity. The transcript has a single exon. Bases 50 to 1096 code for a protein of 348 amino acids. Gene Ontology annotation, biological process: chemical synaptic transmission; G protein-coupled receptor signaling pathway, coupled to cyclic nucleotide second messenger. Lineage: Eukaryota; Metazoa; Chordata; Actinopteri; Osteoglossiformes; Osteoglossidae. Gene Ontology annotation, cellular component: dendrite; plasma membrane. The record is from RefSeq and is a predicted model, not a curated record.
GACGGUACCAGUGCUCCCAGGUGGCUGAGCUUUAUGAGCCAGCUCUGGGAUGGAGUCUCUCGUGAUCUGGACAGUGCUGCGGGCCCUGGGCUUGGUGCUCCUCAUACUUCUGACUGUGGGUGGCAACGUCCUGGUGUGCCUGGCGGUGGGUGUCUGUCGCAAGCUGCGCUGUGUCACCAACGGUCUGGUGGUGUCGCUGGCAGCAACGGACCUGCUGCUGGGCCUGCUCGUGCUGCCCUUCUCUGCCAUGAAGGAGUUGCGCAGCGACUGGCCGCUGGGGGCCGUCUUCUGCAAUGUCUACAUCAGUAUGGACGUCAUGCUCUGUACUGCCUCUAUCCUGAACCUCUUUGCGAUCAGCGUCGAUCGCUACUUCGCCAUCACUGCCCCGCUGCGCUACCCGACGCUGGUCACACCCCAACGUGUCGGCGUCGCCAUGGGGCUCAUCUGGGCCGUCGCCUUGAUGGUGUCCUUCCUACCCAUCCAUAUGGGCUGGAAUACACGGGACUUAAGCAUCCAGAACCAGGGCGAGGACGACCGGCAGGAGGACUGCCGCUUUGAACUGAACAUUAGCUACGUACUAGUGGACGCGUUUGCCACCUUCUACCUCCCCCUGCUGAUCAUGUGCGGCACCUACUACCGGAUCUUCAGGAUCGCACGCGAGCAGGCGCGACGCAUCAACGCCCGCACCUCAACGGCCUGCGUGGCCGCUGCGGUGCGGGAGCACAAGGCCACAGUGACGCUAGCAGCUGUGCUGGGGGCCUUCAUCAUAUGCUGGUUCCCCUACUUCACUUACUUCAUCUACUUAGGGCUACGUGAGGAGACGAGCGUUGACCCCACCACCUACCCCGUGGUGCUGUGGCUGGGCUACGCGAACUCUGCCCUCAACCCUAUCUUGUACGCAGCCCUAAACCGGGACUUCCGCAGGGCCUACGGACAGCUGCUGCGCUGCAGGGGUUCCGACGGCCCCAGCAUGCCUCCUGCUGGCCAGAUGGUGCUCCUCUGCACACACGCCACGUGUAAAGUGGAUUUCCGAGAGGACACGGGAUCGAUGCUGCAGGAGAGGAGCAGCAGCACUCAAACUAGCCAGGACAGGUAGCGUAGCACACCCGGCUGUGUCACACGAGCCAGGGGCAAUUUCAGGUCUUUA